This is a messenger RNA of Uncinocarpus reesii 1704, 1698 nucleotides long. RefSeq lists its product as uncharacterized. The transcript is spliced from 2 exons. Gene Ontology annotation, molecular function: mannokinase activity; glucokinase activity; fructokinase activity. The record is from RefSeq and is a predicted model, not a curated record. Gene Ontology annotation, biological process: glycolytic process; intracellular glucose homeostasis; glucose 6-phosphate metabolic process. Gene Ontology annotation, cellular component: cytosol; mitochondrion. NCBI's taxonomy places the organism in Eukaryota, Fungi, Ascomycota, Eurotiomycetes, Onygenales, Onygenaceae. Bases 1 to 1698 code for a protein of 565 amino acids.
AUGUCGGGCCGCACGGGUGUAGACGGACAGCAGAAACCCAACGCCCAGUCCAUCCAGUCCUUCCUGACGCCGCUGGUGCUCGACGACGCAAAGAUCCACGACAUCUCCUACCGCCUGUCCAAGGUCUACCAGCGUCUGGCGCGGCACGGAGAAGGCCACUUCUUCCCAACCCCUGUAACCCAUCUCCCCAGCGGCCACGAGACGGGGUUCUAUCUGGCUGUCGACGUGGGCGUCACCAAUCUGCGCGUAGCUUUCAUUGAGCUGCUGGGGGACGCGUCGGACAGCCCUAAUAAUGGCUCCUCGUCGAUGUCGCUGGUUGAGUCGUAUAUAGAGAACAAUGCCAUCCCCAAGGUGUGGCAGAGACGGGUGAGGCGCACGCUGGAAAAGGCGUGGAGGAUCGAGGAACAUCUGAAGGAGGACCCGACGGAAGAGCUAUUCUCGUGGAUUGGAAGCUGUAUCGCGGAAGUGGUUGCAGAUGAGAUCAGGUCGCAUAGCUUCGAGCUGGCGGCCGAGUUGGAGACGGGGUUGUCCUUCAGUUUGCCGAUGAAGCAGAAUUCGCUGGGCGAGGCUACCCUGAUGCCCGUCGGAAAGGCGUUCUUCAUCAGUGAAGAUCUCGAUCUCCGUCAAGCGCUGCUCGCUGGCUAUGAACGCCAUACACGACGGACAGAUAUUGGAUCCAUGGACCAGCACCAGAUGGUAUAUCAGCUCCCAAGGCUAAACAUAGUCGCCAUCGCCAAUGACACGGUCGCGACGUUGGUCUCGCUGGCGUACUCGGUCAAAUCACUGCCCAACACCCGGGUCGCAAUGGGCAUCAUCGUGGGCGCAGGAUGCAAUGCCACUGUUCCCAUGCAGCUCUCCGACUUACACGAGUCCAAAGUCCGUCAGAUCCUCUCCUACAACCCCAAUGCGACGCAAGCAAUCAUCAACACCGAAUGGACUCUCCGUGGAACAGAACUCCCGCUCCAAGAACUCGACGUCUUCACCAAGUGGGACAUGGAACUCGACGCCAAUACCCAUCGUCCCGGCUUCCAACCGUUCGAAUACAUGACCGGCGCCCGCUACAUUGGCGAACUCGUCCGCCUCGCCGUCUUCGACUACUUCACCAACAUCCUCGAAACCCCCCAGCACACCCUGCCCCAGACCCUCACGCAGCCCUACGCACUCACCACCGCCUUCGUCUCCGACAUCAUCGCCACCUCUCGCGCCGACACCGCUCUCGCCGCCAGCCUCGCCAGCAGACUCCCCCCGCCGCCAUCCAGCCCCUGGACCUGGACCCCCGACCUCGCCAGCGUCAUGCGCGCCACCGCGUCCGCCGUGCAGACUCGCUCCGCGGCGCUUAUCGCAGCCGCAUCCGUCGGCCUGCUGGCCUGUAACCACGAAAUCCAUCUCCUGGAGCCACACGCAACCGCGGAGUCCUCGCAGCCCAGCCAACCCGUCAUACAGAGCCCCGAAGACCAGCGGGAUGCGCUGUGCCCGGGCUCCGGGUGGCAGAGCGGGCCGGAGGAACUGGUCGUGGCGUACACGGGAGGUAUUAUCCAGCAUUAUCCGAAUUUCAAGGAGAUGUGCCAGAUGUUUAUCGAUCGGCUGAUCUUGAGGGGUGGUCCGCAAAAGGAGGGGAAGAGUGUGUUUUUGAGAGAAGCGAGUGAUGGCUCGAUCAUUGGCGCGGGAGUGCUGGCGGGGAUGGUGUCGAGCAGGUAA